UUCAGAUGAUGUCAUGGACUCCACAAAGGAUCUCAGUGGACAGACAGACACAGGGAAGGUCAAGAGUCAACUCCAUAUGAAGAGAUCAGACUCAAAGGAGCCUAGCUGUGUGUCCAUGAAGAGUGACCGGUCUGUGGAUGAGCCAUUCAAUUUUAAGGGUGAAGACACAUCAACUGGUCUGAGUCAACUCCAUAGGAAGAGAUCAGACUCACCGGAGUCCAGCUGUGUGUCCAUGAAGAGUGACCGGUCUGUGGAUGAGCCAUUCAAUUUUAAGGGUGAAGACACAUCAACUGGUCUGAGUCAACUCCAUAUGAAGAGAUCAGACUCAGCAGAGCUCAGCCGUGUGUCCAUGAAGAGUGACCGGUCUGUGGAUGAGCCAUUCAAUUUUAAGGGUAAAGACACAUCAACUGGUCUGAGUAAACUCUAUAGGAAGAGAUCAGACUCAGCAGAGCUCAGCCGUGUGUCCAUGAAGAGUGACCGGUCUGUGGAUGAGCCAUUCAAUUUUAAGGGUGAACACACAUCAACUGGUCUGAGUAAACUCUAUAGGAAGAGAUCAGACUCAGCAGAGCUCAGCCGUGUGUCCAUGAAGAGUGACCGGUCUGUGGAUGAGCCAUUCAAUUUUAAGGGUAAAGACACAUCAACUGGUCUGAGUAAACUCUAUAGGAAGAGAUCAGACUCAGCAGAGCUCAGCCGUGUGUCCAUGAAGAGUGACCGGUCUGUGGAUGAGCCAUUCAAUUUUAAGGGUGAACACACAUCAACUGGUCUGAGUCAACUUCAUAUGAAGAGAUCAGACUCAGCAGAGUCCAGCUGUGUGUCCAUGAAGAGUGACCAGUCUGUGGAUGUGCCAACUGAAUUAAAGGGUGAACACACAUCAACUGAAGUGAGGUAA
Xyrauchen texanus (razorback sucker) is the source of this 889-nucleotide messenger RNA. RefSeq lists its product as uncharacterized. The transcript has 8 exons. The record is from RefSeq and is a predicted model, not a curated record. Bases 14 to 889 code for a protein of 291 amino acids. Lineage: Eukaryota; Metazoa; Chordata; Actinopteri; Cypriniformes; Catostomidae.